UCCCCCGCCCCCCGCCUCCUUCCAUAGGUAGUCCAUAAUGAGUGUCCAUUGGUUUUUAUUGCGGCUUGUCCCCCUCCCACUGGCCGGCUUCGCCCUGCCCAUGUUUUCUAUGUCUCAGUCCGUCCAUCUCCUGACGUUCAAGUUCGGAGGAACGUCACGUCCGCACUUGAACUUGCAGCUCAGGGGGUAUCGCCGUACCCCCAUCACUCUCUCUUUGCGAAAAAGUCAUGAAGAGGUCCGCACAGCCCGUAGCGCGCGACGCCUCACCCUCUGUAUGAACUGCACUUCAUUUUCCCCCUUUCUUUUUUUCCUAUUUGGACGUCAGACGCAUCAAUGAAGAAAUUUCAUUUGGAGUCUACCUUGUAGGAACGGAUUUCCCAAUGUGAACUCAGCUGAAAAGCUGCCACUAAACCAACAUGUCUCGCCGCAAGCAAGGCAAACCCCAGCACUUGAGCAAACGGGAGUUUUCGUCUGAGCCGCUGUCAGGUGUUUUACCAGGAGAAAACUGUCUGGACUCCCCCAGGCUGGGAGAGGCUCAGGGUGAGCCCCUCAAAGGGGACCAGGACCUGCUGACCUGUGGCCAGUGCCACUCCCGCUUCCCCCUGGCUGACAUCCUGCUUUUCAUUGAACACAAACGGAGGCAGUGCCACGGGGGCCUCUGUAUAGACAAACCUCUGGACAGGCCACCGUCCUCCCCGCUCGCCUCUCCCCUUUCCACGUCCUCCUCGCACUCGCGGACCCAACAUCAGCACCCACGGAGGGCGUGUCACCCUGUGGAGGUGGCCGUUCAGGUGUCAUCGCGAGAUGAGGAUUCUUUAUCGGCACCCUUGCAAGGAAUAAUCCCCAAGCAGGAGAAUAUCACAGAUAAAGAUGAGCCCAGCAGUUACACCUGCACCACCUGUAAGCAGCCCUUCAACAGUGCCUGGUUUCUGCUCCAGCAUGCACAGAACACCCACGGCUUCCGCAUCUAUCUGGAGAGCGAACCUGGCAGCCCCCUCACCCCCCGAGUGGCUGCGGCUCCCGGGAUGGGGGGGGACUGUGCUUCUUCCCAGCCUCCUAUCCAUGCCGUCCACUUGGCUGAUGGCAGUCCUUACAGCCUCCUGAGGAUGCCGGGCUCCGGGUCUGGCCGGGAUUCAGCGUCUACACCUCGUGAGAGCCGUUACCUCCGUACUCCACCGCUGUUCAGCCCACCACCACGCCACCACCUGAGCCCUGAUGACCUGGCACUGGCAACCCACCAUCCCAGCGCCUUUGACAGGGUGAUGAGGCUCAACUCAGUGCCACUAGAAGCCCCUCCAAUGGACUUCUCUAGACGUCUACGCGAGCUGGCUGGAAAUGCCACUGGGUCCUCCCCACCUCUCUCCCCUAACAGGCCCAGCCCUAUGCAACGGCUGCUGCAGCCAUUUCAGCCAGGUUCAAAGCCUCCUUUUUCAGCUACGCCACCCCUCUCCACCUCUCAGUCCCCUUCUGGUUUACGCACCACCCCCAAUCCUGCAUCCAAUGCGGCCCAACCGGGCACACCUCUCAAGGCAAAGUCUUGUGAAUUCUGCGGGAAGACUUUCAAGUUCCAGAGCAACUUAAUCGUUCACCGACGUAGCCACACAGGGGAAAAGCCAUUCAAGUGUCACCUCUGCAACCAUGCCUGCACCCAGGCUAGCAAACUGAAACGACACAUGAAGACGCACUGUCAAAGCAAGUCUUUGGUGCUUAAUGCCAAGUCAGAUGACGGCCUCUCGACUGCAAGCUCCCCCGAACCUGGUACCAGUGAUCUGAUGGGCAGUGCCACAGAUGCUCUCAAGUCAGUGGUUGCCAAGUUCAAGAGCGAGAACAAUGGCCUGAUGACUGAAAAUGGAGAAGAAGAGGAAGAGGAGGAGGAGGAGGAAGAAGAAGAAGAAGAGGAGGAAGAAGAAGAGGAAGAAGAAGAGGAAGAGGAGGAGGAGGAGGAAAUUGAGACUAAGCCAGAAGUCGAAGAAGAAGAGGGUAAGAAUGACUAUCGUUUCAGCCUGCGGUUAGAAGGGGCCCGCUACCACAAAAACAGUGACGCCCUGCACCCACACCGCCGGAGCUUGUCCCGGGAGCCUUGUGACGAAGACUCGGCCCUGAUGUCAGACCAAGCAGAUGAUGGAACCACCACUACCAUCAAUGGCCUGGGACCUCUAUCCACUGACAGGCUGUCCAAGAAGCUGCUGAGUGGAAGGGUCAGCCCUGGUUCCCUCAGUCCCCUGUCCAAACGCAUCAAGGUGGAGAAAGACCUUGACCCCCCCACGCCCACUAUCCCGAACACGGAGAACGUCUACUCCCAGUGGCUAGCUGGCUACGCUGCCUCCCGUCAACUUAAGGACCCCUUCAUCAACUUUACAGGUGGGGACUCUAGACAAUCGCCCUUCGCCUCAUCAUCUGAGCACUCGUCAGAAAACGGCAGCUUGCGCUUCUCCACUCCGCCUGGCGAACUGGACGGGGAACGGGCCACUUCAGGACGCAGCGGCACCGGCAGCGGGGCCAGUACUCCCCACGGGAAUGGCAGGCCGAGCUCCAAGGACGGCCGACGCAGUGACACCUGCGAGUAUUGUGGCAAGGUGUUCAAGAACUGCAGCAACUUGACAGUGCACCGACGCAGUCACACUGGAGAGCGGCCCUACAAGUGUGAACUGUGCAGCUAUGCGUGCGCCCAGAGCUCAAAGCUCACCCGUCACAUGAAGACCCACGGACAGAUGGGCAAGGACGUGUACAAAUGUGAAAUCUGCCACAUGCCUUUUAGUGUAUACAGCACUCUGGAGAAACACAUGAAGAAGUGGCACAGCGACCGCCCUCUGGCUAAUGACAUUAAGACUGAGUAGGCAAAGAGCAGCAUGCUGGCAGCUCUCUCUCAGCUCCCCGGGCUGAAAGGCAACCCUGGCUAACUAGCCAAUAAGUGAGGGGAAAGGACAACAGGGUUAGACACCAGUACACGGUACAGCCCUGUUAUCAUCCCUGACUGGAAAAAGCUGAAUGCAUGAUCCAUCAUUGGGGCAAUACUAUUGCAUCAAACGCAAAACUUUUUGAGCCUUUCUAUUGUGCAAUAAUUUACACGUUUUGUAUUUUUUGUAACUGGACAGCAUGCUCUGUGUGUUUUGGCUACUUAGAGAGAAACAUUUCCUUGGCUGGUGGGUUUGGUUGUACAUGUAUUGCUGUUGAUACUCUCGAUUUCUUCAACA
Etheostoma cragini (Arkansas darter) is the source of this 3194-nucleotide messenger RNA. RefSeq names its product B-cell lymphoma/leukemia 11A-like. The transcript has 3 exons. The coding region runs from base 417 to 2837 and encodes 806 amino acids. Gene Ontology annotation, biological process: negative regulation of dendrite development; regulation of transcription by RNA polymerase II. Lineage: Eukaryota; Metazoa; Chordata; Actinopteri; Perciformes; Percidae. Gene Ontology annotation, molecular function: RNA polymerase II cis-regulatory region sequence-specific DNA binding; DNA-binding transcription factor activity. The record is from RefSeq and is a predicted model, not a curated record. Gene Ontology annotation, cellular component: nucleus.